This is a messenger RNA of Tetrapisispora phaffii CBS 4417, 1473 nucleotides long. It is a transcript of the gene HER2, whose product is annotated as glutamyl-tRNA(Gln) amidotransferase subunit HER2. Gene Ontology annotation, molecular function: glutaminyl-tRNA synthase (glutamine-hydrolyzing) activity. The transcript has a single exon. Lineage: Eukaryota; Fungi; Ascomycota; Saccharomycetes; Saccharomycetales; Saccharomycetaceae. Bases 1 to 1473 code for a protein of 490 amino acids. Gene Ontology annotation, cellular component: glutamyl-tRNA(Gln) amidotransferase complex; mitochondrion. The record is from RefSeq and is a predicted model, not a curated record. Gene Ontology annotation, biological process: mitochondrial translation; glutaminyl-tRNAGln biosynthesis via transamidation.
AUGUCAUAUAAAUCUGCAAUUGAAAAGUUGAAACUAAUUCCACAAUCCCAGAAGAAGUAUAAUAUAUUUUGUUACAUCAAUAAUGAUGCAACCAAAUCAUUAAAACAUAACUCCAGCCUAAGUCAUUUAAAAUAUAAACCCUUACAAAAUGUAAUAUGUGGGAUCAAAGACAAUAUCGUAACUAAAGAUAUGCCUACCACAUGUGCAUCUGAAAUAUUAUCUGGAUACGUGUCACCCUUCGAUGCAACAUGUGUGAAACUGUUGAGAGAUCAAGGGGUCACUAUAUCUGGAAAAACGAAUCUUGAUGAAUUUGGAAUGGGAUCUGGUGGAGUUCAUUCUAAAAUUGGACCAACUCUAAAUCCCUUAUAUGACGAUAUCCCGACAAUAGUAGGUGGCUCUUCAUCUGGGUCUGCAGCUGCGGUGGCAGCAAACAUAGUAGACUUUUCAUUAGGGACAGACACAGGCGGAUCAGUGAGAUUACCGGCUGCAUAUACGUCAAUAUUAGGUUUCAAGCCAUCAUAUGGUAGAAUAUCGAGGCACGGAGUAAUUGCAUAUGCACAAUCAUUUGAUACCGUAGGAAUACUUUCGAAAGACAUUCAAAUGAUCAAAAAAAUAUUUAAUAUACUGGAUAAACAUGAUUUUAAAGAUCCUACCUCAUUGGAUGAUGAUAAUAGACAGAAAUUAAUCGACUUAAAGCUACAUAACUCAGAAAUGCAAAGCCAUACAUACAGAAUUGGUUUACCUAUUGAAUUCAUCAAUAAAGCUACUCCGAAUAAUGUAAGUGAGUUAUUCAAUGGAUUUGUAGAAAGAUUAUUAUCAAUGGGUCAUGAAUUAGUUCCUCUUUCAAUUCCUUCUAUCAAAUAUUCUUUACCAAUUUAUUACACAUUAGUUCCUUCAGAAGCUGCAUCAAACCUUUCUCGUUAUGAUGGUAUACGAUUUGGAACCAGAGAUAAGGAUACCGAUAUUGAAGGAAAUACACUUUUUGCAUCAACUAGAAAUAAGUUUGGAACUUCUGUGAAGGAAAGAGUCAUACUAGGCAACUACAAUUUAUGCUCCGAUUCAUAUAAGAAUAAUUAUAUCAAAGCUCAAAAAAUGAGGGUUCAGUUAAUUGAUGAAUUUGAUUCAAUAUUUAAGCUUCCAAAUAUAUUAACACAAAAUGCUAAAAAUUUACAGUACAAAACUCAUGCAGUUGAUUUUAUCAUAGGAUUAACUUCGGCAAAGUUUCCUGAACCAAUACAUAAGUUCAAUAAGAAUAUCAUUAACACCAAUGAGGAAAGUAAUGAUGAUGAGGCUGCAUUAUUUGCUAAUGAAUUUAUGAACGAUAUUUAUACCAUACCUAUGUCAUUAUCGGGAUUGCCGACCAUAUCAAUACCUACCAAAGAUGGAGCACCUGUAGGUGUUCAAGUAGUUGGACAAUAUGGUGACGAUGAGCGACUUUUAACUUUCACAGAAAGCAUAUUAACUGAAAGUUGA